GAAAGUGAACCCAUUGUGCUUCUGCUGCUCCAACCUAGAGUUUGAAAUAGCUCAAACAAUUCCGAGGUCUGCUAAAUUGAAAACUGAGGGAGUUCAGUUGCAGCCUGAAAGACCAGAUCUUCCUGUGGAAGAAAUGGAACAAGAGCAUGCACCUCCACAGAAGAAAAGCAAGGCAGGGAAGAAACGACCAAGGUACUACACUGCAGUUAGGCGAUCUACACGCAUCCAGAACACUGUGAAGCCCUCUCAGAACCGGGACCUAGAGCCCAUACAGAUCACACUCGGUGAAAGCGAGAGUGAAAGUGACAAAGAAGAGGAGUCUCCUCAGCUGGAGGAGCCGGCAGUGCAUGGCGAGAAAACACUGGUUGAAAGAGUGGAGUACGCUGUGCAGUUAUUGGAAACUAUGAGCUCACAGGGUAACAGUAGGACUGGUGACUCCUCUGAAAUCAGAUACAAGAGUUUGUACUUUGAAUUGCAAAAGCAGAUUGAGGCUUUGAAAAAGGAGAACCAUGAACUUUCUUUGAAGUUGCAACUUGCUCUCGCCAGAAAUGAAGGAUUUGAUAAGGGAAGUAAUGCAUCUGUGGAAUGGAUGGGAAAAUUCAAAGAAGUGUUGUUGGUCACAAGCUUGCCAAAACCUUCUGAAAUGGCUGCUGCUGUCCAAUGUCAAGAUCCCAACGCUGCUUCUUCUUCAAAGAGGAAGAGAUGAAGAGAAGUAAAGAACUGAGUCCCUUUUGUAAAGAAUGAACCAUGCUCAUAUUAGGUGGUAUUUGGACACUGCUUCAGUUUGCUGAUGUCCUAAAGUUUCGACGGUUUAGCUUAAAUUAGACUUGGUUGUAUGAAUGGUAGCUAAUAUGAUCUAUUUGUGCACUUAGACU
Messenger RNA from Argentina anserina (silverweed cinquefoil), 875 nucleotides. RefSeq lists its product as uncharacterized. The record is from RefSeq and is a predicted model, not a curated record. The transcript is spliced from 5 exons. Bases 134 to 706 code for a protein of 190 amino acids. NCBI's taxonomy places the organism in Eukaryota, Viridiplantae, Streptophyta, Magnoliopsida, Rosales, Rosaceae.